This is a messenger RNA of Adineta ricciae, 3222 nucleotides long. The record is from the annotation of a GenBank genome assembly. NCBI's taxonomy places the organism in Eukaryota, Metazoa, Rotifera, Eurotatoria, Adinetida, Adinetidae.
AUGAUUGGUAAGCACAAUGCUUAUCGACGCUCACAAGAAUAUUCCAGACAAUCGACACGACUGAGUGUAGGACGCGUGUCUGUACGUGUAUUUCUAAGGGCGUACGCAAAUAUAGUCAUGCGUCGAUCUAGUAUGACCGAUCGAUCAUCGAUUACGAGUUUAGCUUUGGCUUAUCCAUGGACAAAGACAACUGAAGAUGCGACGAGUUUCUAUAAAGUAGACGAGACCAAAGGUCUAACCGAAGCGCGAGCUAGAGAAGACCUUGAGAAAUAUGGACCUAACGAAUUACCUGCUGAGGAAGGUAAACCGCUAUGGAAACUUAUCUUAGAACAAUUCGACGAUCUUCUAGUCAAAAUUUUACUUGCCGCUGCUUGCAUUUCAUUUGUACUAGCCUUAUUCGAAGAACACAAGGAAGACGAAAGUGUCAUAACAGCUUUUGUUGAGCCACUUGUCAUUCUCCUUAUUCUUAUUGCCAAUGCAGCUGUCGGUGUCUGGCAAGAACGAAACGCUGAGAGUGCCAUCGAAGCAUUGAAAGAGUACGAACCAGAAAUAGCAAAAGUUGUUCGACAGAAUCGACCUGGCCAAAUCCAACGGAUCAAAGCGAGAGAACUCGUCCCUGGUGACAUUGUAGAAGUUGCUGUUGGAGACAAAGUACCAGCAGACAUUCGAAUCACUACAAUCUAUUCGACAACACUUCGUAUUGAUCAAUCGUUGCUGACGGGUGAGAGUGUGUCGGUUAUCAAACAUACUGACCCAAUCCCCGAUCCGCGAGCUGUGAAUCAAGACAAGAAGAACAUCCUAUUCUCAGGUACAAAUAUUGCAUCAGGAAAAUGUCGCGGUGUUGUAAUUGGCACCGGCUUAAACACAGAGAUCGGUAAAAUCCAGGCAGUUAUGGCUGACACGGAAGAAGAAAAAACACCAUUACAACAGAAACUUGAUGAAUUUGGUGAACAGUUAUCAAAAGUCAUCUCAGUUAUUUGUGUAGCUGUGUGGAUUAUCAACAUUGGCCAUUUCAAUGAUCCCGUUCAUGGUGGCUCAUGGUUUCGUGGUGCUAUCUAUUAUUUCAAAAUUGCUGUUGCGCUCGCUGUCGCUGCCAUUCCUGAAGGUCUACCUGCUGUCAUCACAACCUGUCUUGCACUCGGAACACGAAGAAUGGCGAAGAAGAAUGCCAUCGUUCGUUCACUACCAUCUGUCGAAACACUCGGUUGUACAUCCGUCAUUUGCUCUGAUAAGACAGGCACAUUGACAACUAACCAGAUGUCUGUUUGUCGAAUGCUCAUUUUCAGCAAGGCUGACGCAAAUGACUUUCAGAUUGAUCAGUUUGAAGUCACCGGAUCAACCUAUGAACCAAAAGGUGAUAUCUUGCUCGAUGGAGAAAAGAUCAACUGUGCUGAUCGAAGUGGACUAGUGGAACUUGCUGAGUGUGCAGCAAUGUGCAACGACUCUUCGCUUGACUACAACGAAACGAAGAAAGCAUUCGAGAAAGUCGGUGAAGCAACAGAAACAGCAUUAACAGUCCUUGUGGAAAAGAUGAAUGUGUUCAAUACCGAUAAGUCCAAACUCACAGCACAUGAACUAGCAAUGGCAUCGAACACGAUCAUUCGCCAGAAGUAUCGCAAAGAAUUCACGCUCGAGUUUUCUCGUGAUCGUAAGUCAAUGUCCGUGUUUGUGACAAAUGCGUCGAAAGGUGGUGAUAGUGGAGCAUCAGGAUCCUCGGGGAAAAUGUUUGUGAAAGGUGCACCUGAGUCGGUGAUUGAUCGAUGUACUCAUAUUCGAUGUGGAACGCAAACAGUGCCCAUGACACCACGGCUCAAGCAAGAGAUACUGCAUUUAGUUCAUCAAUACGGAACAGGUGGUGAUACUCUUCGAUGCUUGGCACUUGGUACCAUUGAUAAACCCAUGCAAAAACAAGAUAUGGCUUUGGAAGACUCAUCACAAUUUGCAAAAUAUGAGACGAACAUCACGUUUGUUGGUGUUGUGGGUAUGCUUGAUCCACCACGUGAAGAAGUUCAUGAAGCUAUUGCUCGUUGUCGUAAUGCUGGCAUUCGCGUUAUUAUGAUUACAGGUGAUAACAAAAAUACCGCUGAAGCUAUCUGUCGCCGAAUUGGCCUUUUCAGCGAGACAGAAGAUACACGAGGCAAAGCAUUCAGCGGUCGGGAAUUUGACGAUCUCACAACUAGUGAACAGUCAGAGGCUACUUAUCACGCAAAAAUGUUCGCUCGUGUCGAUCCUGCGCACAAAUCUAAAAUCGUCGAAUAUCUACAGUCACAUGGUGAAAUCACAGCUAUGACCGGCGACGGUGUCAACGAUGCACCUGCAUUGAAAAAAGCCGAGAUCGGUAUUGCCAUGGGCUCGGGAACUGCUGUCGCCAAAACAGCUUCCGAGAUGGUCCUGGCCGAUGACAACUUCUCAUCGAUCGUCGCUGCCGUAGAAGAAGGUCGAGCUAUCUACAACAACAUGAAACAGUUUAUUCGUUAUUUGAUCUCAUCAAACAUUGGCGAGGUUGUGUGUAUCUUUUUGACUGCUGCACUUGGCUUGCCUGAAUCGCUGAUUCCCGUGCAACUUCUGUGGGUGAACUUGGUGACAGAUGGUUUGCCAGCAACAGCCCUUGGUUUCAAUCCACCUGAUCUGGAUAUAAUGGAACGUCCGCCACGUAAUCCAAAAGAGUCACUGAUCACACCAUGGUUAUUCUUUCGUUACAUGGCUAUCGGAUGUUAUGUUGGUUUUGCUGUAGUAUGGAGCGCUUCGUGGUGGUCUAUGAAUGCUACAAAUGGUCCUAAGUUGUCAUACUGGCAUUUGAAAAAUCAUUUUAAAUGUCGAGCUGGUGGAAAAGAAUGGGAAGGUAUAAGUUGCUCAGUGUUCGAUGAUCCACAUCCAAUGACGAUGGCAUUAUCGGUGCUCGUCACGAUUGAAAUGUUAAAUGCCCUCAACAGUUUAUCAGAAAAUCAAUCUCUUUUGAAAAUGCCCCCAUGGACAAACAAAUAUCUACUGGGCGCUAUUGCUCUAUCCAUGUCGUUACACAUGAUGAUCCUCUACAUUCCGAUGUUCAAUACUGUGUUUCAAAUUUGUCCGUUGUCAUGUGAAGAAUGGUUCGCUGUUAUAAAAAUCUCUUUACCAGUUGUGCUACUCGACGAACUACUGAAAUUCAUCGCACGACAGUAUCUCGAUCGUGGCAACAAAUCAAAACAUGUGACUUCAAUCAAUAAAAUAUCAAAGCAUUAA